CCUCCUCCCUCUCUCUCUCUCUCAUGUGUAGUGUAGCUAACCCCCACUUCCCAACUAUCCACUUGCCACGCUCUUUGAAUGCCUCUCCCUUUCCCUCUCCCUUCCCGUCUAAAUACUCCUCUCUCCAUUCUUUCCUCUCUCUGCCCCGAAACUUCAUCUCUCUCUCUCUUCUCUCUCUCUCUCUCCGUGUAUCAUCAUCAGCGGCAAAUUAAUGGCGCCGGCAGCAGCUUCUUUGGAGCAGAGCUCGAGCACAGUCGUCUGUGUAAUGGACGCGUCCGGCAGCUUGGGGUCCAACCUCGUCCAUCGCCUUCUCCAGAGAGGCUACACCGUCCACGCAGCCCUUCAGAGCCACACCGGUGGUGAAAGUGAACCGCUGAAAGAGCUGGCCGGAGCAAACAAGAAGCUGAAGAUUUUCGAGUCAGAUCCGUUUGAUUACCAGAGCAUCCUGGAGGCUUUGAAGGGUUGCUCUGGUUUGUUCUACUCCUUUGAGCCUCCUCAAGACCAACCCGCCUACGAUGAAUUUAUGACGGAAGUGGAGGUAAGAGUGGCACAUAAUGUAUUGGAGGCAUGCGCUCGGACGGAUACCAUCGACAAGGUUGUCUUCACGUCGUCUGCGACGGCUGUUAUUUGGAGGGAUGAUCGUUGUUCAUCUUCCUUAGAUUUCGACGAGAGGCAUUGGUCUGAUAUCAAUCUUUGUCGUAAAUUCAAGCUGUGGCAUGCCGUGUCGAAGACGCUAGCGGAGAAGGCUGCGUGGGCCCUGGCAAUGGACAGGGGGGUGAAUCUGGUGUGCGUCAAUGCAGGGCUUCUCAUGGAUCCCACCCUAUCCAUAACAAACCCGUAUCUCAAAGGGGCCGCCGAGAUGUACGAAGAUGGACGGCUCGUGACCGUUGAUCUGGACUUCCUUGUGGACGCCCACAUCUGCGUCUUCGAAGACGUCUCAUCCUACGGUCGAUAUCUGUGCUUCAACCACGUGAUCAACCGUCCCGAGGACGCCAUCAAGCUCGCCCAAAAGCUUAGUCCCACGUCCCCGCAACCUCAAAAUUGUGAGCAAGAGAGGAAGAUGAUCCAACAGAGGAUCAGCAACAAGAAGCUGAACAAAUUGAUGGUUGAUUUCGAGCGUGGAGCCCAGGUGGACUGAUCGCAGCCGUUCAAGUGUCAAGCAUGCUGGCCCCGCUGUUUUUCUCUUUAAAAAGGAAAAUAAUGACAAUAGAAAGGGUUUUCCUUACGACGACUCUAUUGUGUAUGCAGCUAGCCUAAAUGGCUUAAACAUUAUGCACAUACCUACAUGUAAUGUGCCUUGUUGCAUACGAUUGUAUGAAAAGAAUCAAAUAAUGUUUGUUGCUAGUCGAUAGUGAGGGGUACAUCGUCAUCCUCAUAGUCGUAUACUUACUAGUAGUUUCCAAAAGAUAAAAGAGUUUUGAAUUUU
Molecule: messenger RNA, 1426 nt
Organism: Diospyros lotus (date-plum)
Lineage: Eukaryota; Viridiplantae; Streptophyta; Magnoliopsida; Ericales; Ebenaceae
Product: cinnamoyl-CoA reductase 1-like
Exons: 5
Coding region: 212-1138 (308 amino acids)
Molecular function (GO): oxidoreductase activity, acting on the CH-OH group of donors, NAD or NADP as acceptor
Source: RefSeq, a predicted model, not a curated record